Brachypodium distachyon (stiff brome) is the source of this 379-nucleotide messenger RNA. RefSeq names its product DNA-directed RNA polymerases II, IV and V subunit 12. Gene Ontology annotation, molecular function: DNA binding; zinc ion binding; DNA-directed RNA polymerase activity. Gene Ontology annotation, cellular component: RNA polymerase III complex; RNA polymerase II, core complex; RNA polymerase I complex. The transcript is spliced from 3 exons. The record is from RefSeq and is a predicted model, not a curated record. NCBI's taxonomy places the organism in Eukaryota, Viridiplantae, Streptophyta, Magnoliopsida, Poales, Poaceae. Gene Ontology annotation, biological process: DNA-templated transcription. The coding region runs from base 1 to 159 and encodes 52 amino acids.
AUGGAUCCGCAGCAGCCGGAGCCCGUCAGCUAUCUGUGCGGAGAUUGCGGAGCUGAGAACACGCUAAAGUCAGGAGAUGUGAUCCAGUCCCGUGAAUGUGGCUACCGCAUCCUCUACAAGAAGCGCACCCGCCGAAUUGUUCAAUAUGAAGCGCGUUGAAGACAAUCUCGCAAUGCAUUUAGUGCCCUGAGACAAAUCUACAAUGGUGGAAUGUAUAAAGUAUUCGUAGGUUGUACCUGUCCAUUUGACUUUGGCUUGAAGUUGUAACACUUGCUGUAUUGAGUUGUGAGGUUUGACCAAUAUAUCGAAUUGUUGGCAUCCUUUGCCAAAUCAUAUCUGCUGCGAAUUCAUUACAACUUUGAGUAUAUAUCUUGCUACA